Molecule: messenger RNA, 1303 nt
Organism: Daktulosphaira vitifoliae (grape phylloxera)
Lineage: Eukaryota; Metazoa; Arthropoda; Insecta; Hemiptera; Phylloxeridae
Exons: 6
Coding region: 100-771 (223 amino acids)
Molecular function (GO): calcium ion binding
Source: RefSeq, a predicted model, not a curated record
AAUUACAAAACAACGUACCUAAGAUUAUUAACUUAAAAUUUAAACAUUUAAAUAAUUGUUUUUUAAAUUUUUGGUUUCAUUAAUAUAUAAAUCAUUAACAUGCAUUUAAAAACUAUACUAAUCUUUAGUUCAAUAUGUUUUUUUACCGGCACAAUGAGCCAGGGACUUAAUGCAAAACAAUUAUCUUACUUUCAAAAUCUGGUAUGGGAGUAUCAUGAAAUAAAAACAGUAAAACAUGGUUUCUCAUGUAUUGGUAUCGCAGAGAAUUACAAUGAUUGUACUUUGGAAGAAAUCAAUAUAAAUGACGUCAUAUCUAAAAAACAAAGACUCAUCAAGAUCCUGAAUUGUAUGGUUAAAGUUGACAAGUGGGGUGAUAAAAAAAAAGUGGAAAAACUGGAUAUAAAUGAGGUUGAAAACAUCUCAACUAAAUUCAGAAAUUUUGACAUAGACAAUGAUGGUGCUUUAAAUAAUACAGAAUUCAAAGAAUUCAUUUAUGGUUAUGAGCUUCGCGAUUUAAUUGGAAACGAAGUAACACUGCACGACUAUAAGAAUGUUAUAAAGACUUUGGCUUAUUUUAGGAAAGAUAUUGAUCAAAAAAGCAGAGUAUAUCACGACUUAAGUGAUGUAAUGUUAAAAUUAUUAGAGUACAAAGCAAAAUUUAAUCAAACAAAAUUUGAUAAACUUGAAGAUUUGUAUGCCUUUCAUAAUAAAUUAUACAACAUUUCAAAAGGUUGUCAACCAGAGGAUUUUAAAUCAUUUCACGAAGAAUAGAUGUAUGUUGUAUAACGUAUUAUUUUGUUAAAGUUUUCAAAAACCUAUGAUUUUAUCAUAUAUUCUAAAAUUAUAAAAAGUUAUAACACCUACAUCCAACUUUGUUGUGUAGUUUUUUAUUGCUUAAGGCUUAUUUAAAUUUAAUUUUUUAUUUUAUAGUGGACUCUGUGACACAUUUGGUUCACUUGCUAUAUUCUAGUAAUUUAUUGGUAUUUAAAUUUUUCAUCUGUUUCUUUGUACAUGUUUUAAAUGUCCCAAGUUCAUUUCUACAUUUGUGUUUUUUACAUAUUUUUAUGAAUAUUCAAAAGACAAGUGAAUAAAAGGGAAAUUGGUUUCAUCAUUCGUUUGUGCUCAAAGCAGCGUUUUAACAGGAAAAUUUCAUAAAACUGUUGAAAAUAAAAAUGUGUAGAAAGUCUAUGCAAAAAUUAUAAAUAAACCUUAUUCAAUAGAGUUAAACAUCAAAUAACUUGUCCUGUAACUAAACAUACAGCAUUAACAAGCAGUUUUAAAUAAAUCCAAACAAUAGUUUGCA